Molecule: messenger RNA, 576 nt
Organism: Stereum hirsutum FP-91666 SS1
Lineage: Eukaryota; Fungi; Basidiomycota; Agaricomycetes; Russulales; Stereaceae
Exons: 2
Source: RefSeq, a predicted model, not a curated record
UGGGCGACGUUCUGGGUCAAUCAAAAGGAAGGUGUCGACCUCGAGACCCCGCCAACCGGCGGCAUAUUCAAUUUCAGCGCCACUCGUGAGGCUAAUGAAGACAUCACCGAUAUCAAUCUUCUCUCCAGCCGUCAACUCCAAGCUGCAACAAAUCGAUCACCGAACGUCGAGAUCAGCUUCAACGGGCUUGCCGAAACCAUCAAGGCCCUUCGUAACGACGCCACUCACCCACCCAAUCAAGCACCUAUCACACCUGCUCCCGACAUCCUUCGCUUGCCUGCUGUGCCUCCGCCUAGACUACCACCACGCUUGGGCCUGGCAGACUUUGGCACGCAGUACACUAUCUCCGCAGAGACCAUCACACAACUUAGGCUUAUGAAGGUUGUUGGACCUCAUGUGCUACGUUUACUCUCAAAGGAGGAUUUGUUAGCAGAGGGCUUGUCGCGGGGGCAGGUUGCUGAGGUCCGCGACGCGGAGGAGCGAUGGAUGAAGGAUAUUGCUACGGUGCCGUGGCGGUGCCACAUGCGUGUUCUCAUUCUCAGAUUUCUUUGUUCACACGCGCUCUCUCGUACUUAG